UUUAACAAGCACCCUUUCAACCAAUCAAGAUUUUUCUUAAGAUCUAAUAGUCUAAAAUGAAAGAUUAGUUAAUUUGUAUUUAGUUUUUCUAGUCAUCCAAUUAGAGCGUUCCACCUAGCAUACUUUCUCUUGUUUUUCAAUUCUUGUAUCAUUUGUAAUAGACCCGUAUUUCUUUCGUUUCAACUCUUAAAUAUUUUAUGCUGAAAAAUCCAAUUUUAUUAUGUGAUUAAAACAAUGAAAAUGGUAGACAUAUACCAAAUGGGAAUGGAAACAUAACAAUAAGUCGUUUGGUUUUUUUGUGAUUGUUGGUCGGAGAUUGUUACAAACUUACAAUGGUUGUAUUGUUUACAAUUCAUCGUGAUUUUUAUACACAGAUAAUACAUAUAUUAUUUGCUUGAUCUGACAGAAACAAUUAUUCAUAAUGAAUGAUUGUAUAAUCUUAGUUUUUAGCUCAGAUUUUUUUUCCUUUUUUUCUUCCAACUUUAACCUUUAGAAAUUAAUUUUUGCAUUGACAACGAGUGAUACAAAUGACAUUUUAGUUAAAAAGUUACCUUUUCUUUUAACUAUUGAAAAUAUAAUCACAAAUAACAAACGUUAUAAUCUACAAUACACAUAUAAUACAUGUAUUGUUCAUAAUACAUCAAUUUAACAAUCGAAAAAAUCAAAAGGAACGACAAACCUUCCCAUGCAUUAUUGGUUGCUUACUGUUCUUUAUGAUAGAAUUUUUUGUGGCACAUAAUCGUACACUUCCUGUUCCAGCUGGAAUACAUCAUAUGCAUUAUUGUUCCAUUUUUGUUUUGGGUUAAUUGUAUGGUUGGUCACUGAGAUUACAAAAAACGUUCAUGUUUGGUCACUGGAAAUAUUUAAAUCCAACCUUGGUCACUCAAAUUAGUUAAAUGGUUCAAAUUUGGUCACUCUCCGUCCAACUCCGUUAAAUUUGUCUGAUGUGGCAGUCAACCCUCAAAGUUGACCGUUAACUCGGUGACAUGGCAAUUAAAAAAUAAUAAAUAAAAUAAAUUUUAAUCAUCUACCAUUUCCAACUCAUUUUCACAAUAAAAUAAAAUAAAAAUUAUUAUAAUCACAAAUCGGGCUCGGCCUUGUCGACGUUCUUUUCUCCGAUCCCCUGAAACCUCCAUUAAUGAAGCGCCAGUACGAUUACUCCAUGGUCCCUCCAAUCUAUACAGAAAGUUCGCAGCUUUCGUUUUGCCAGAGUAAACCCCAAAAAACAGAGUGUACCGAGUGAAAGCCUUACUCUGUUUUUUUUUUACAUUUUUUUGUUUACAAACAGAGCAAUGUCGAGCUCAUCAAUUACCUUCUCCUCAUUUGCCGUUGUGGGUUUGAUCCUCCUCUUCGCCGCCGGACCCGCUUCCGCCCGGAUUCAAAUCCCGGCGAACGAAUCCGUGCCGGCGGCUUUAGUGUUCGGCGAUUCAAUCGUCGAUACGGGGAACAACAACAAGAUCCUUACUUCCCCUGCCAAGUUCCCUUUGGUCAUCAUAUUCCUUCUGAUCAUCUUAUACGCCGUACCUGCCAGUGCAGCCAUUCUGGCGCUAGAAAUCAUCACUUGAUAUCAUGGUAUUUGCCAGCUACUUCAUAAUUCGAUGACUUUACGAGGCUCAAAUGUGGAUCGCCAUUGUGUAUCUAUGUAGAUUAUAUAUGAGCUUUUGUAAUGAAUCUCUUCUGCUUGCUCCCCAUUGGUAUAGGGUGUAUGUUGGCAGCAGAGGUACUGGAGGCAGAAGCCAUCUUCUGCACUGUACUGGUUUCUGGUCAUUUAGAGAGAUCUCUUUAUGUAAGACAAGUUUGUGGUGAUAGUGGAUUAGGGAAAUUGGUUUCGCAUAUAUGUGUAAUUAAAUGCUACCAUGCUAGUGCAGUCAGCUUCAGAAUCAGUGGUUUCUCUGUUAUACUCAUCAUUGCUUGGCCUGCUUCCUUUUUCACCAUUGUAGUCUGACGCUGUCGAAUAGCCUACCGUUACGAUCCUGCCUUCGCCUCCUUCAACUUCAAGAAUGAAACCGUCGAAGAUGCGGGGAUGAUGAGCCCGACUUCCAUCCUAGACAGCAAGUCCUUCUCCUGCCUAACAAAACCCAUUCUCCCCUGAACUCGCUUCUCCCGCCGCCGUCGACGCUCCCAAGCAGAGCCAGUACUAGGAAAACCUCGAUUCCCCUAAAACCUCAAUUUGUGAUUAUAAUAAUUUUUUAUUUUUUAUUUUACUUUAUUGUGAAAAUGAGUUGGAAAUGGUAGAAGAUUAAAAUUUAUUUUAUUUAUUAUUUUUUAAUUGCCACGUCACCGAGUUAACGGUCAACUUUGAGGGUUGACUGCCAUAUCAGAAAAAUUUAACGAAGUUGGACGGAGAGUGACCAAAUUUGAACCAUUUAACUAAUUUGAGUGACCAAGGUUGGAUUUAAAUAUUUCCAGUGACCAAACAUGAACGUUUUUUGUAAUCUCAGUGACCAACCAUACAAUUAACCCUUUUUGUUUUUGUAGAAACUGUUCCAAUUCUUUUGUGUCGCCUCUUAAUUGGACCCACUUUCUUGGUCGUUUAUUAGCAGCAGAUUCUUUCGACAAACGAUUUCCGCAACACCACAUUCUGCCUAGAUCUUACAUCCAUGCUCAGCUGGCAAGUGGAGAACCGUCCAGACGUGUUAAGCAAAAGUAUACACCCCGGGCAUCGAGCCGGGUUGUUCAAGAGUUAGCACGACACGAGCAUGAGAUAUAUAAGUCAGUUCGGUUCGAACACGAAUAUUUAAUAGGUGUUGUGCCUAAAUUUUAUGGACAUGAACACGAAUACAGAUACAACAUAGUCUAUAAAUAAGUCGUGUCUGGCCUGAUGCUUUUGAGAUUCUAUCGAGUAUAAGUACGAAUUGACACGUAUAAGUACUUCUUUGAUAGAAAAUAAAUAUAAAAAAUUAUAAGUUCAAAUGUUAGAAGUGGCCGUACAGAUAUUUAUGUAUUUACUACAGUAAUUGGAAAAAGUAGAAGAAUUUAAAAAAAAGUCGGAUCAUGCACACUGGAUAUACUUCCGGUUAGGAAUGACAAUGGGGCAGGUUCGGGGCGGAUAUCACGAUACCCAUACCAGCCGCAUGACAGGUCAGGUAAAUUAUCAUGGAUCGCAAGUCGGGGCAGUUCGACCCAAUGGGUUUUUCACUAAUUUACAACUUUGUUAUGGUUAAGGUAUUAUAUAAUAAUAGAAAAAUCCUAAGUAAUUUAACUAAGAUCACAUGUAAUUUAGACAAGAAUGGGUCGAGAAUGGGGCGGGUCGUGUCAAUGAGAAUACUCAUGCCUGCCUCACCGCAUAACAGGCCAAACAGGUCGAUCGGGUAAAAUAGGUCAGGUCGAAAUUGUCAUCCCUACUUCCGGUGUCCUUCCUCCUAAUUUGUCACUUUAAAAAAAUCAAUUAAUAAUUUCAUUCCCCAUCCAAUUUUUUCUUUCUUUUUCAUUUUCUCUGUUAUUUUCAUCAUACACGAAUAUAUGCACGACACAAGUCAGAGUACACACGAACGAUUCAAAUCAUGCCCGAGCUCUUACCAGGUCCGACAAAUUUAAAAAAUGAACUGACACAACAAAAAGACUGACAACCUUACAAAACACAUUACAAAAUAAACGACCUCGAAACGUGCUUGUACCGUGCCGACCAAGCACGGCUGAAGGCUAAGUACAUGCAAAACCUUGCAGAUUGUUUCCAACUAUUAUACGAAGCGCUAGCUGCGUAGCUCCCAGUUACUCUAUUAUUAUUCACAUAGUUUUUGGCAAGAAUUCAUCUACACAAUAAAUAGAGAUAAGAUCCUAUCAAGUCUAAUUUAUAAUCACAUGGUUUGCUGAUACCCGAUAAAAAUCUCAAUCCAAACUAGUUUGGCAGGUGAGUUUGUGUUUACCACCAUUUUCUAGGGAUACAGGAACGGUGGUUAAUUCCUAUCCCAAAUCGUGUUGUUCAUUCUUGAUUUCUUUAGAUUUUUAUCAUGGCUUGGCAAAAAAAAACCAGAAAGCGCAAUGAUGAAAAUAUGAAAGUUUUAUAAAGCAAAUUAAUCUGCCAACGGGCCGAGUAAAAGCUAGCAACGAUUGUGAGAUGUUCAUUUCCCGAAAACCGGCGGGAUAGACGAUUUUUUAUUCGAUUUUCUGGAAUUCGGUUUCUAUAAAACUUACUCCACCUCAUCAUAUUACCAGAAACAAUGUUGUUUCACAAGGUAACAUGUACUUGAUUUUGGUUCAUAAGGCUGAUUUUUGAUUCGAUGCAUCAUUUAUUUAUUUUUCCUACUAAAAUUCACUAUUUUUAUCACGUGUUUCCAAAAAAAAACUAUACAAUAAGCUAUACACCCCAUUAUAUUAUCAAAUUUCAUAACUACCUUCCUGCGACCAAAUGACCGGGGCCACACUAGUUUGCUUUAAUAGAACAAAAUUCUUUGUGUUUUUUAUGAUUAGACACAAAGUAGGGAAAGCAGAGCUACUGAGUUAGUGACCAUAAGUCCAUAACGAUAUGAUAUCUGGCGAGAAAUCACGAGAAACAGAGCCGGCCCUCGACAUGUGGGUGCAGGCCCGCCUCCAAUGGCGGAGGCCGGAUUUAAAAUUACCUAUGUUCUCUUUCAAAACAUAAAUAUUUAAUUAAUAU
Linum trigynum is the source of this 4597-nucleotide messenger RNA. NCBI's taxonomy places the organism in Eukaryota, Viridiplantae, Streptophyta, Magnoliopsida, Malpighiales, Linaceae. The record is from the annotation of a GenBank genome assembly.